Molecule: messenger RNA, 2661 nt
Organism: Vidua chalybeata
Lineage: Eukaryota; Metazoa; Chordata; Aves; Passeriformes; Viduidae
Gene: CCNL2
Product: cyclin L2
Exons: 7
Coding region: 1681-2592 (303 amino acids)
Biological process (GO): regulation of transcription by RNA polymerase II
Cellular component (GO): nucleus
Molecular function (GO): cyclin-dependent protein serine/threonine kinase regulator activity
Source: RefSeq, a predicted model, not a curated record
AGUGACUAAGACUUCUCCUCUGCUGCCCAUGGUGCAGGGAUAGCUGCCGUCUUCAGUCAACCCAAAGCUCUCCAAAGAGAAGGCUGGCUCUAGACAGGUGGUAUAUACAUGAUAGUAGAGUAACUGGCCAACUGCUUCUUGUGCUUAUAUUUAUUAUUUUUUUUUCUUACUCUGCAUUUUUUGAUUGUUUGUAUAUUUGAUAACCUGAGAGCGUUGAAGUUCUGAAAUUUUAUUUUAUUUUAAUGUUCUAUUUCUCUUUAACUGUUAUAAUCUGGUGUGUUUCUUAUAUGAUAAAGCGAAUUAAGGUGGGGUUUAAAUCUUUAAAAGGGAUGAAUUAACAACAAAAAAAAUGAAUAGUUUGAAAGAUACAAUUAUCUCAAAUGUUUAAAUGAAAAAACUAGUACGUGUGUGAAGCUUGGACACAAGAUGUGAUAUUUAGAGACACUUCCCAGAAGCAUUGCAUGGAGCAGUGGAAUGGGAGUUCUGGACUGCCAGGAAUCUGCUGGUUAUGGAGGGAGGGAAUUACCCCAGUUGAGAAAGGGGUCAGAUGUUACAAUAACACAUCUUUGUGCUCGUGUUUGUUACUUCCAGUACCCAAAAACUGGUGGGUAUCCAGUAUAGCUGGUUUUUUGAAAUGUGCAUUUUUACAACAUUACCUUUUUCUUAAGCUAUUGUGACAAGGAUUCAUUUCCUCCUGUGUCUGACUGAGCCCACAGGGCAGAUGUGCAGAGGCCAAACUUGGAAGCUGGCAUGGUUCUCAAUUUGGCAAAUCAGAAAAAAAAAGCUUCCAAAUGUUCCAAGCCACCCUUUCCUUUAUCACUCCUUUGGCCAAAAGGUUUGUGCUCUCUUUGUAGUGAGACAAGAGCAGGUUUAGAAGUUCCUUUCUCCCAGAAAGAUGAGCUGAUGGCCAAUGUUGCUUUUUUGAGGGCAGCAGUUGCUGUUUGUGUAAACAAGAAUUGAGGACAGCUGGGGCAGGUGGGAGUUGGAAACUCCUGGGAUUCCAAUCCCUGCUCUCUGUCCUUGUAAACAUUGCAGGUGCCUGGCCUGUGGUCUCUGCUUUGGAUAUCUUGGGGUCAGUGAAUCCUUGUAUACUGGGUACCCACAUGGUUAAUUAUUACCUUAAAGUAUUAUUUUAAGGACUUUUAUUAUGUCUGGAUUUAGUUUCUCUCCAUCUGAUACUUUAUUGACAUAUGUGCUCCCAAGUCUAGAUCUUCUAAAGCACAUCAGCUGACAGAUUCACAGGAAUUUGCUUUGUGUAUUUAAGAUUUAACAGCAUAAUGCUUCAUUGUACUGACUGGAAUAUGUGCAAUAUUUUACAGUUUUCUCAUUCUGUGAAUAUUCAUUUUAAGCAACCUUACUGAAAUGGGACAAUUUGGAAACCUUAUUUCAUGUGCCAAAGAGGAGAUCUGCCUGAGUACUGACUGUUCUCCUGAACUGAUGUUCCCAAACACCCUGAUUUCUCCUAUGGCUGACUUUUUGCAUCAAAAAGAAUUCUCUUCUGGAUGGAAACGGACCCUUAAAUGCCACUGGAAGUUGACCUGUGCUGAAGAGGACUGCAUUUCAUGGGAGAACUGCUCCAGGAGCUGCAGCUUUUGCCAGACACCUGGUUCUGCCCUAUUGCAGGGGAACAUGUGAACCUAAAAAUUCUAUAACUGAGUAUUUCUGAGCACACUGAACUACAUGAACGACAGCCUGAGAACAGAUGUCUUUGUGAGGUUCCAGCCAGAAAGCAUUGCCUGUGCCUGCAUUUACCUGGCAGCCAGGACACUGGAGAUCCCACUUCCAAAUCGCCCACAUUGGUUUUUACUGUUCGGAGCAACUGAGGAAGAAAUUCAAGAAAUCUGCUUAAAAAUCUUGCAGCUCUACACAAGGAAAAAGGUGGAUUUAUCUGAUCUGGAAAGUAAAAUAGAAAAGAAGAAAUUGGCUAUUGAAGAGGCAAAAGCACAAGCUAAAGGUCUGGUACCUGAGGGAGUUCCAAGCUUGGAUAACACAUCGGGAUUUUCCCCUAUCCCAAAAAAUGAGUCUCCAAAAGAGGUUAAAGGAAAUAAACCUUCACCGCUACCUGUGCAGGCCAUGAAGAAUGCUAAAAGGAAAACAGAGGGAGCCAAGAGAACCAGCUCCAACAGCCCAGUGAAUGGUGUCCAGAAAGGAAGAGAGAGCAGAAGUCGAAGUGGAAGCAGAGAUCAGAGUUACUCAAGGUCACCAUCGAGGUCUGCAUCCCCUAAGCACAGGAAAAGCGAGAGUUACUCCACGUCCAGCGGCUCCAAGUCGCACAGCCGCUCGCGGAGCCGCAGCGAUUCCCCCCCGAGGCAGUUCAACCACAGCUCCUCGGCCUACAAGGGCUCCAAGGUGCGGAGCUACAAGAAAUCCAAGGACUACAGCAAAUACUCGGCGCACAAGGCGCGCAAGUCGCGCUCGCGCAGCUCGUCCCGCUCGCGCAGCCGCUCCCGCGAGCGCUCCGACCACUCGGGCAAGUACAAGAAGAAGAGCCACUACUACCGCAACCACCGGCACGAGCGCUCCCGCUCCUACGAGCGCGCCGGGCACCGCUACGAGCGCGAGCACCCCGGGCACAGCCGGCACCGCCGGUGAGCCCCGGGCUGCCCCCCGGGGGGGAUCGGCGCUGCUGAGCCCCCAGAGCUGCUCCCGGGGGGGAUCGGC